This is a messenger RNA of Canis lupus familiaris (dog), 3864 nucleotides long. RefSeq names its product CDKN1A interacting zinc finger protein 1 (gene CIZ1). Lineage: Eukaryota; Metazoa; Chordata; Mammalia; Carnivora; Canidae. Bases 56 to 2689 code for a protein of 877 amino acids. Gene Ontology annotation, cellular component: nucleus. Gene Ontology annotation, molecular function: nucleic acid binding; zinc ion binding. The transcript has 19 exons. The record is from RefSeq and is a predicted model, not a curated record.
CAGUGGCAGCCGCGGGGAGGUCGGUUGGGGUCGGUCCUUCUCGAAGUUGCCCGCGAUGUCCCCGCCAGCCGACAGACCCCUCCGGGAGAGAGACGGACCUCGGGCUCGGAGCCGCCGGUUCCAGGGGCGGAGGACGCGGGGCGGAGGGUCUGCGCUGCCUACGGCCCCCUCUCAGCCCACGGUCGCGCCCGCCGCAGCCGAGGCGCCGGCCACCAUGUUCAACCAGCAGCAGCAGCUCCAGCAGCUCCAGCAGCAGCAACUCCUGCAGCUCCAGCAGCUGCUCCAACAAUCUCCACCGCAAGCCCCGCUGCCCAUGGCCGCAGCCGUCAGCCGGGGGCUUCCCCAGCAGCAGACACAGCAGCAGCUUCUGAAUCUCCAAGGUGCCAACUCUGCCUCCCUCCUCAACGGGUCUGUGCUACAGAGAGCUUUGCUUUUGCAGCAGUUGCAAGGACUGGACCAGUUUGCAAUGCCACCAGCCACGUAUGACAGUGCCGGUCUCACCAUGCCCACGGCAACACUGGGUAAUCUCCGUGGCUACGGCCUGGCAACCCCAACCCUGACGGCCCCCAGCCUCACACCCCCUCAGCUGACCACCCCAAAUCUACAGCAGUUUUUUCCCCAGGCAACUCGGCAAUCCUUGCUGGGUCCCCCUCCUGUCGGGGUCCCCAUGAACCCCUCCCAGAUCAACCUUUCAGGGCGGACUCCCCAGAAACAGGCCCGCACUCCCUCAUCCACUACUCCCAAUCGCAAGGAUUCUUAUUCUCAGACAAUGCCUGUGGAAGAUGAGUCAGACCCCCCAGAGGGGUCUGAGGAAGCUGUCGCGCCCCAAGCAGACACACCAGAAGACCAGGAUUCCCCACCCUGCCCAGAUGGCAUUGCUAAGGAGAAACACACUGUAGCACCUGCUCCCGAGUCUUGUGAGGCAUCUGAGCCACCAGCUAAGAGGUCAAAGAGCUCAGAGUUGCCCACGGAGAAGGGGCUUCCGGGGCAGCCGCAGGCCCGCACCACAGCCCCGAAGCAGACACAGACACCCGAGCUGCUGCCUGAGCUGCCAGAAGCCCGAGUUCUGCCACGAUUCCAGCCCCGGGUUCUGCAGAUCCAGGCCCAGGUGCAGCCGCAGACGCCGCCACAGGUGCCUCCCGUGGACAUGCCAGUGCAGCGCCUCCUGCAGAAGCAGGUGCAGACACAGACCUCUCCAGACCAUGUGGGGCCGCGGCAGGUGCUGAAGGAGGCAGAGCCGCAAAAACAGGUGCAGCCACAGGCACAUUCCCAGCCCCUGGUGCAGAAGCAGCCACAGCUGCAGAAGCAGGCACAGACGCAGACGUAUCCUCAGGUCCAGCCUCCGGAGCAGCCACUGAGACAACCUCCAGGGCAGCUGCCAGUGCAGGCACCUGACCCCACUGAGGGACAGCCUCAGGCCCCGCUACAGGUGUCAGUACCAGCAUUGGAGCAAGCCCCGGUUCCGGUUCAUUCCACAGAGCUGGAGACGCCUCCUGAUAAGGGAGAUAGUGGAGCUGGCCUGGAGGAGGCCUCGCCAGAGCCAGAGGGCGCCCAGGACAGCAUGGAGAGUCAGGACGAGUUGACCAGUGGCCUGGAUGUGGGAGAAUGUGAAAAAAGGGCAAGAGAGAUGCUAGGGGUGUGGGGUGCCGGGGGCUCCCUGAAGGUCACCAUCCUGCAGAGCAGUGACAGCCGGGCCUUCAGCACUGUCCCCCUCACACCCGUGCCUCGCGUUGGCGAAUCCACAUCUGCCACCCCUGCCACUGCCAGCACACCCUCUAAGCAGACCCUCCAGUUCUUCUGCUACCUCUGUAAGGCCAACUGUAGCAGUCAGCAGGAGUUCCAGGACCACAUGUCGGGAGCCCAGCACCAGCAGCGGCUCGGGGAGAUCCAGCACAUGAGCCAAGCCUGCCUCCUGUCCCUGCUGCCCGUGCCCCGGGAUGUCCUGGAGAGAGAGGAUGAAGAGCCCCCGCCGAGGCGCUGGUGUAACACCUGCCAGGUCUACUACAUGGGAGACCUGAUCCAGCACCGCAGGACGCAGGACCACAAGAUUGCCAAGCAAUCCCUGCGACCUUUCUGCACUGUUUGCAACCGCUAUUUCAAGACCCCCCGCAAGUUUGUGGAGCACGUGAAGUCCCAGGGGCACAAGGACAAAGCCAAGGAGCUGAAGACACUCGAGAAGGAGAUAGCCGGUCAAGAUGAGGACCACUUCAUCACAGUGGAUGCCGUGGGCUGCUUUGAGGGUGAUGAAGAGGAGGAGGAGGAGGAGGAUGAAGAAGAGAUCGAGGUUGAGGAGGAAUUCUGCAAGCAGGUGAGGUCCAGAGAUAUAUCCAUAGAGGAGUGGAAAGGCUCAGAGACCUAUAACCCAAACACCGCAUACGGCGUGGACUUCCUGGUGCCCGUAAUGGGGUACAUUUGCCGCAUCUGCCACAAGUUCUACCACAGCAACUCGGGAGCACAGCUCUCCCACUGCAAGUCCUUGGCCCACUUCGAGAACCUGCAGAAAUACAAGAAGGCCAAGAACCCCAGCCCUACCAGCAGGCCCGUGAGCCGCCGGUGUGCGAUCAACGCCCGGAACGCUUUGACUGCUCUGUUCACUUCUGGUGGCCGUGCACCCAGCCAGCCCUGCAGCCAGGAUACAGCUAAAACCCCCAGCAAGGUGGAGAAACUGAGGCCUAGUAAGAUCAAGUGACUUACUUGCUGGAGGCCAUAUAUCUGCCUUUCUGCAUUUGCUCACCUGUCUCUGCCACUCAGAAUGCCUCAACCACAACAGCUAUUCAAGGACCAGCUCAAAAACGCCUCCUCUUCUAAGAAGCCUUCCCUGGUCUCCACCAGAAACCAUCACUCCCUCCUCCAUGGCCACUCCUGACCUGCCUCUCAGCAGCACAGUGUCCCUUAGGAUCCAAGGUCUGGGCCCAUGCCCACUGCGGACCCAGUUCUGAGACAGCCCAUGACUCAGAUAUACUCAGCUGCCAGUCUGGGACAAAGGGGAAGUGGCUGGCAGUGUUUGGAAAAAGUCAGGGCUGGAGGAGUGUAUCUGGGAUAUGCGUGCAAGUGUGUCUGCAUUCUGGGGGAAGAGCACCACCGCCCAGAGCUGGCACACCUCUCCAAGGACAGUCUUGGCAAGUCCCUGCUGGAUAUUAGAGUCCAACCCCCUUGUGGUACAGAUGGGAACAGAGGCCCAAGAAGGAAGGGACCCACCCAGGAUCCUCCAGCUGGUUGGUGGCAUAGCCAAGAUUCAGAAGGAGCAGGGGCACUUGGGUUUUGGUCCCAGCCUCUGCUCCACCCCAGCAAGUUACUGGAUCUUUUGGGAAGGCAAUGAGGCCUGGGAUGUUGUAAGGAUUCCAGUAUAUUAAGAACUCAGACAGGGUCUGGCCACAGCAAGUACUUAGUAAAUGGUCAUUACUAUCAACACUCACAUUCUGUGUGCAGAAUGGGGGAGGCGGGUGGUGUCUCCACACCACUGGGGCCAGGCUUUAUCUGUGCCAAGGGCACUUCCCAGUGUUAAGCCUUUGCCUUCUGCCUGGGACAGCCACCUCCCCACUGCACUAAGUCCUGUGAAUCUGCUAGCAUCCCCUCAGUGUGACACAUGAGCGGCUUUUCCCGAUUGCUCCCACUGCAGGCUUACUUACACACAUCUGGCUGCUGUUCACCUGCAGUGCCCAGGGCAAACCAGCCAGCCUGCCACUUACCACCCUGUGGAAAGUCCUCUACCUCUUUAUUAAAAGCAGACCCCGGGUGAUCAAAUUGUGAUAGAUGCACAACUCUGAAUAUCCUAAAACCCACUGACAUGUACGAUUUAAAUGGAUAAAUUGUAUAGUAUGUGAAUUAUAGCUCAAUAAAGCUGUUACCCAAACAAAACAAAAA